This is a messenger RNA of Anopheles merus, 2885 nucleotides long. RefSeq names its product peptide-N(4)-(N-acetyl-beta-glucosaminyl)asparagine amidase (gene Pngl). The record is from RefSeq and is a predicted model, not a curated record. Bases 523 to 2565 code for a protein of 680 amino acids. Gene Ontology annotation, biological process: glycoprotein catabolic process; protein deglycosylation; protein quality control for misfolded or incompletely synthesized proteins. Gene Ontology annotation, cellular component: cytoplasm; nucleus; cytosol. The transcript has 5 exons. Gene Ontology annotation, molecular function: peptide-N4-(N-acetyl-beta-glucosaminyl)asparagine amidase activity. Lineage: Eukaryota; Metazoa; Arthropoda; Insecta; Diptera; Culicidae.
AACCAAGGGCCACUGGGCUGUAAACAACGUAAAAUCGCCUCCAAAACCCUACUUUUUCCAUCUGAACCGUACUCAAGUGGCAGUAAAAUAGAGAUUACAAGUUUUAAAACGCCGAUUUUCCGAAUUCAAUGUGUCUGCGUGGUUCAUAUUUGUGAUACAAACUCGCGCGACACGUACCCUCUCAACAUUUUUCUUUCGGCAAUCCAAAUACCAGCUGUCAGUGACGGGUUGUGUUUUCUUUCUGCUCGGCGAAGGCAAUUGAUACGGCUCGAAACGCCUAAUCAUCGGCAAAUUUAAUUUGUCUCAUCAAAAGAAAAGUGUUUUCUAGUGAUUGUAGAACUCGAAACGGCACUUAUCACGGUCGGCGUUGUCCUCGCGUUAGUUAUCUCGCCACCCCCACGUUGUCUAGCUGCACUGAGAGUGUGAGUGGUACGUUAUCUAUUGGCGUAUCAAUUGUAGCAGCAAAAACAAUACCAAAGAUUGCGAAUCGCAACACAAACGACACAGCGGCCGGCAGCAAUAAUGGCGACACUUAAUCAAGCGCUCGUGUUGGCCCUCGAAAGCAACCCGAAGGAAGCGUACGUGGUCGCAGCGGAGACACUUUUGCGCCUGCUGGACAACAUCAUACGCGAGCCGCAGAACGCCAAGUACCGCACGGUGCGGAUAGAUAAUCCCUCGAUCAGGGAGAAGCUGCUGUCGGUGGAGGGUAUGAAGCAGUUGAUGCUAGCGAUCGGAUUCGUCGAAUCGAACGGAACGCUCACGGUACCAUCGAACGUGCUGCUGGCAAACGUGCGACGGUAUCGCGAGUUUCUAUACGAACGGAAAGAGCUCGUCAAAAACCCGCCCAAGGAGAAGGACAUCACACCGAUCGGUAGUGUCACGUGUACAGAUAGUAAUAGUACUGCUGCUUCUGCUGCUGUUACGACGACCUCCACCACCAACAUUCCCCAGGAAGCGGCGACGGAGAAGAGUAAAAUGGUGCUGCAACCGUCUGGCAGUAAUGCCACUGCCGGACAGCAACGAACAGAAGCACUUUGCGUGAUUAAGUCUAGUCGACCGUUUCUGGCACGGAUCGAAUUCCCGAAGGUCAUUCCCGGCAACAAUACGUUGCUUCGUCAGCUCGAGCUGCUCUCCGAUCAGGUAAUGCAGUACGAGGACGAACUGCUGCUAUCCAGCGGGACGAGCCUCAUUCCGAUCGAUACACUAACGGCGAAGGCGAAAAGUAAGCUCACCCAGUGGCAACGGCUACUAGCUACCAGUGAAGCGACCGACACGAGCAAGGAGCCCAGUGAAAAGGACCUUCUGCUGGAGGAGCUAACCGCUUGGUUUCGGGCGGAAUUUUUCACCUGGGUAAACGCGCUGCCCUGUACGGUGUGCGGCAACGAGAAGACGCAGCUCGUACGCAGCACCGUUGAGGAUGGGGUGCGCGUCGAGGUGUACCAGUGUUGCGGGCAGCUGCGACACUUUUAUCGCUACAACGAUGUGGAAAAGCUGCUCCAAACACGCCGCGGACGGUGUGGCGAGUGGGCGAACUGCUUUACAUUCCUGUGCCGCUGCCUUGGGUACGAUGCGCGGUACGUGUUUUCGACCGGCGAUCACGUCUGGACGGAGGUGUGGUCCGAGCGAAGGCAACGCUGGAUCCACGUGGAUCCGUGCGAAAAUGUGCUCGAUGCGCCGCUGAUGUACGAGCACGGCUGGAGGAAGGAAAUUACGUACGUGUUCGGGUUUGCGCGGGACGAUGUGCAGGACGUUACCUGGCGCUACACGAACGAUCAUCAGAGGCUGCUGCAGCGAAGGAGACAGGGCGGUGCGUGCAGCGAGCAUGCGCUGCUGGAUGCUAUCGCGAAACUGCGGACGAAGCGACGCGCCGGGCUGAACUGCACUCCCGAGCAGAUGUCCCUUUUGCGAAAGCGUACGAUCGACGAGUGUUUGGAGCUGCUGGCCAAUGCGGGCCGGGUACCGACGGCCGCCGAACGGGAGGGUCGCAGCUCGGGCAGCCUCGAGUGGCGGUUACAGCGCGGCGAACAGCAGACCAACACGCGUUACAUGUUCAUUCCAACGGAGGAGGAGGUGCAGGCAAAGCAGUUCAAUAUUCGGUACUGCUGCGCAACGGAUUGCUACGAACGGUUUCUGAAAGGUGCUAGCAAUCGUGUGAAUGAAAAAAUCACGGAAAAAUCAAACGGUUGGGAAAGUCGACAGUACGUGAGUCGAAAUAUCUUCCGCAAGGAAGAACUCGAUUGGAAAAUGGUUUACCUCGCAAGGACAGAGGGGACCGAUGAAGCUACAAUCGAGUGGAACUUUGACUUUUCCGUGCAAGGACUGCGCGUGAAGCAGAUCGAGCUGCGGUUUGGUCAGGAAACGUACGAAGGAGCAAAGGUGGAGCUGUACUACAUAAAAAGUGAUGGUUCACAAUCGCAGGCUCUUUCUUCACUGUGCGAGUGUGGCAAAUUUACCCUGCAGGCACGGCUUUCCGGUGGCAAAUCCUGGCAGCAUGCGCAACUAUUUCGACAAUCCAAAACCGCUACCGAUGAGUAUCCGUUCGAGAUGAACAUCGUUUUAAUGUAGUGUGUUGUUCGCUGCAACCCUUUUGCUGGUGGUUUUCCAUUUCUAUUCUCCGAAACAGCUAAGUAGAAGCUAAAGCAAGUAAGCACCAUAAAAGUGGCUAUAUAAAUGCGAAGGGCAGAGAAGGUAUCGAAUGCAAUAAUGUACGGAUUUUUUUAGAUUUAGCUUGAUAAGAUGCACCACUCGUGUAACACGCGUCGUGGAUUCCAUUUUUUCCACGAUUCGAUUUAACUAGUCUCACUUUACACACACACACGAGCACCAUCCGUUUUGGCGCUCACAAUUCGACGCAGUAAUAAAAUAAUUACUCAGAAAUCACUUCA